Messenger RNA from Scaptodrosophila lebanonensis, 2103 nucleotides. RefSeq names its product tenascin-X-like. The record is from RefSeq and is a predicted model, not a curated record. NCBI's taxonomy places the organism in Eukaryota, Metazoa, Arthropoda, Insecta, Diptera, Drosophilidae. The transcript is spliced from 4 exons. Bases 1 to 2103 code for a protein of 700 amino acids.
AUGAAGUUAUGGGAUAACAUUACUACGAAUAAUACCUGCAAGUGCUAUAGGGGCUACAAGAAUCUGAACAACAUCAGUGCCGGUCGAUGUGUUCCUGCGUGCAAGGACGAUUGUGAUAACGGCUUCUGUCGUUCGCCGGGAAAUUGCGUUUGUGCCAAGGGCUUUGAAAAAUUCGGCGAAAAUGGAAUAUGUAAGCCUAUCUGCAGUUCGGGUUGCUCGAACGGCUAUUGCACGGCCCCAAACAAAUGUGCCUGUAACGAGGGCUUCAAAAAAAUAAAUGGAACUUGUCGUCCACACUGCGAUCAGUCGUGUAGUGCAGCCCACAGUUAUUGUGAAGAACCGAACAAAUGCGGCUGUCAGCAAGGCUACGAACUGGAUAUUAAUGCGAAUACUGUGGUGUGCCGACCCAAAUGCGCUGGCAAUUGCGAUAACGGCGUUUGUCGCGCACCCGACGUGUGCGAAUGCAAUACAGGCUACGAAAAAGCCUCAGAUAAGACUUGCAUUCCGAAGUGUCAGGCGGGCUGCUUGGGUGCCAUUUGUACAGCCCCGGAUCUCUGUGAAUGCCUCAAGGACCAUGUUCGAAUUAGUGACAACACUUGCUUGCCCAUCUGCGAAAGCUGUGUGAAUGGGCUUUGCGUUAGGCCCGGAGAAUGUAUUUGCUAUGAAGGCUUUACCACAGAUAGUAGAAAUAUGUGCUCCCCGAUCUGUGAGGGUGGAUGCGAAAACGGAUUCUGUGAAGCUCCCGGAAGAUGUGCUUGUAAUGAUGGCUACGAAAUGGAAAGUGAAAACAACUGCUCCCCAAUCUGUGAAGGUGGAUGCGAGAAUGGAUUCUGCGAAGCUCCCGGAAGAUGUGCUUGUAAUGAUGGCUACGAAAUGGAAAGUGAAAACAACUGCUCUCCAAUCUGUGAAGGUGGGUGCGAGAACGGAUUCUGUAAAGCUCCCGGAAGAUGUGCUUGUAAUGAUGGCUACGAAAUGGAAAGUGAAAACAACUGCUCCCCAAUCUGUGAAGGUGGAUGCGAGAAUGGAUUCUGUGAAGCUCCCGGAAGAUGUGCUUGCAAUGAUGGCUACGAAAUGGAAAGUGAAAACAAGUGCUCCCCAAUCUGUGAAGGUGGAUGCGAGAAUGGAUUUUGUGAAGCUCCCGGAAGAUGUGCUUGUAAUGAUGGCUACGAAAUGGAAAGUGAAAACAAGUGCUCCCCAAUCUGUGAUGGUGGAUGCGAGAAUGGAUUCUGCGAAGCUCCCGGAAGAUGUGCUUGCAAUAAUGGCUACGAAAUGGAAAGUGAAAACAACUGCUCUCCGAUCUGUGAGGACGGGUGCGAGAAUGGAUUCUGUGAAGCUCCCGGAAGAUGUGCUUGCAAUGAUGGCUACGAAAUGGAAAGUGAAAACAACUGCUCCCCAAUCUGUGAAGGUGGAUGCGAGAAUGGAUUUUGUGAAGCUCCCGGAAGAUGUGCUUGCAAUGAUGGCUACGAAAUGGAAAGUGAAAACAACUGCUCUCCGAUCUGUGAGGACGGGUGCGAGAAUGGAUUCUGCGAAGCUCCCGGAAAAUGUGCUUGCAAUGAUGGCUACGAAAUGGAAAGUGGAAACCAGUGCUCCCCAAUCUGUGAAGGUGGGUGCGAGAACGGAUUCUGUGAAGCUCCCGCAAGAUGUGCUUGUAAUGAUGGCUACGAAAUGGAAAGUGAAAACAAAUGCUCUCCGAUUUGUGAUGGUGGAUGCGAAAAUGGAUUCUGCGAAGCUCCCGGAAGAUGUGCUUGUAAUGGUGGCUACGAAAUGGAAAGUGGAAACCAGUGCUCUCCUAUCUGUGAAGGUGGAUGCGAGAAUGGAUUCUGCGAAGCUCCCGGAAGAUGUGCUUGUAAUGAUGGCUACGAAAUGGAAAGUGGAAACAAGUGCUCUCCGAUCUGUGAUGGUGGAUGCGAAAAUGGAUUCUGUAAAGCCCCUGGGGCUUGCACCUGUAUUGAUGGCUAUGAAGCAAACGAUUGGGGUAUUUGUGUGCGUAUCAAUAAUUAUAGUUCCAGUUUGCCAGCAGAAAAGGUCAGCUCGGAUGGAGGACAAACAUCGCUUGCAGAGGAGCAAAACAAAUCAUUUUGUUUGCCUUCCAAUUUGCGAUAA